AUGUCAGACUGGGGGAGGAGGGGCCAGGAGGCAGCGAGACCAGCACUGGGGCGGAGAGGAGGCCCAGGCCCCGAAAACGCGCGUGCGCAGGACCCCUCCUCCCUCGCACCGCUCACGCAGCGCGCAUGCGCGCCGGAGGGCUGCUGCGCUUCCCGGGGCUCACCAGCCCGGGAAUCAUUAAAUGGCGCGGAAGGAGGGAAAGUUGACUCUCCGGUCUCUAGAGCCGCAGGGGCGAUGAGCGGCGACUUCCGGAGGGCGGAGUCUGGGACGGAGCUUCUUGCUCGACUUGAAGGUAGAAGUUCCCUGAAAGAUAUAGAACCUUUUUUGUUUGCUGAUGAAGGCUCUCCUAUCCAUGGUGAUAUACUAGAAUUCCAUGGUCCAGAAGGAACAGGAAAAACAGAAAUGCUCUAUCAUCUGACUGCAAGAUGUAUCCUUCCAAAAUCAGAAGGUGGAUUAGAAGUCGAAGUCUUAUUUAUUGACACAGACUACCACUUUGAUAUGCUUCGGCUAGUUACAAUUCUUGAACAUAGACUGUCCCAGAGCACAGAAGACAUAAUAAAACACUGUCUUGGAAGAUUUUUUCUCGUGAAUUGCAGCAGCAGUAACCAGUUACUUAUCACCCUUUACUCACUGGAAACUAUGUUUUGUAGCCACCCAUCCCUCUGCCUUUUCAUUUUAGAUAGUUUAUCAGCCUUCUAUUGGAUAGACCGGGGCAAUGGAGGAGAAAGCGUUAACUUACAAGAAGUUACUCUGAAGAAAUGUUCUAAAUUCAUGGAGAAGCUUGUAAAAGAAUAUCACUUGGUUCUCUUUGCAACAACACAAACUAUAAUGCAAAAAAGUUCAAAUUCAACAGAAAGAUCAUCUUCCUUAAAACUCUCUUGUGAAGAAGUAGAUAUAGACUAUAGACCCUAUCUUUGUAAGUCAUGGCAACAAAUGGUAAACCAUAGAAUAUUUUUUUCCAGACAUGAUAAUUCUGGAAGUAGCAACCAAAUGUUUUCAAUAGUGUCAUGUCAUCUAAAAAGCAACAAUAUAAUAAAGCGUUUAUUUAGUAUUAGAGAAAAUGGGGUUCAUUUUUGUUAAUCUGUAUCAGAAACGGCCUACAUGCAGGUAUUGUUUUCAAGGUGUCUGAAAAUUUCUUCCCCUUGAUGGUAAUGCUUUGAUGAUAUAUCAGCAUUUCUGAAUUUUAAAUACUGAAAAGGUUAACAUAUCAAUAUUUCUAUAUAAAUUACUGUGUUUCUUAAAUAAGAAUAAUUUCAGGUGUAAGGAAAUACAUUUUCUGUUCUUAGGUCAUCAUGGGCUAAAUAAAUAUCAGUGCUUUGAUUUUGAUUAAAACCUAUGCAAAAGAUAAGUGUAUUUCAGUUUAAA
Molecule: messenger RNA, 1365 nt
Organism: Vombatus ursinus (common wombat)
Lineage: Eukaryota; Metazoa; Chordata; Mammalia; Diprotodontia; Vombatidae
Gene: XRCC2
Product: X-ray repair cross complementing 2
Biological process (GO): double-strand break repair via homologous recombination; DNA strand invasion
Cellular component (GO): centrosome; Rad51B-Rad51C-Rad51D-XRCC2 complex; replication fork
Molecular function (GO): ATP-dependent DNA damage sensor activity; four-way junction DNA binding; ATP binding
Source: RefSeq, a predicted model, not a curated record